Molecule: messenger RNA, 2613 nt
Organism: Phytomonas sp. Hart1
Lineage: Eukaryota; Euglenozoa; Kinetoplastea; Trypanosomatida; Trypanosomatidae
Source: the annotation of a GenBank genome assembly
AUGAUCUUGCAGCGGUACACAACUUCAUCUCUUACUUCUGAAGAAGGGUCAAAACGCAACAAGUACUUAAAUGAGUUGCUUUUCCGUAUCAUGGAUGUGAACUCAUUCGUGCGUAACCACACCCUGCAUACAUGGGAAAAACUUACCGAGGCCAAGGCAGUCCCGAAACGUUACCAUAUCGCACUCACCGAGGCUGUAGUCGGACGUCUGGAAGAUAAAAACUACCUUGUGCGCGACUCUUCCAUGUCUUUAAUCUCUUGCAUUUUAAGGAAAAACUGGUUUGGUCAUGUACUUAAUUUCACUCUUAUUCUAAGUAAAUUAGAGGAAUCAAAAGCGGAAGUAUUGACGAAAUUUACAAACGACGAAUCUGAAGUGAAAAAGCACUUUUCUUUUUUGCGAAAGGAAUUUCGCCCAACCAACGAGGACCUCGACGAUCCGCUGGAAGCCAAUACAGAAGAUGGGGAAGAAAUAAAUGAAGGAGAUAAUACAUCACCUGACCCUAAAACUCUGGAAAAUGAACAAAUGGCUGCGUUGAGUAAGGUGCUCUUCUAUGAAAAUGCGCUUUGCUUUGUAAAGUUGAUAGGAACAGCUCUCCAGUACGCUACCACAUUGCUAGACAGUCGAACGGAACGGGACGUCUUUGAAUCUAUUAAACUCAUUGUUGCCUGCUCAGAAUUCAGCCUUGAGGCUUCCACUAAAGCUUUUAGAAAGGUUCUGGUUAUGGUGUUUGAAGGAGAAGUUAAAGUUCAGCUCGCUGUGCGAGAUGCGUUUGCAGAAGUCGUUUUUGCAUCCUUCAACCGUCUUCCAGGCUCUACCAUGACCCGUGCUAGUGCAAGUGCGCAGCGACUUAUCAGUAUAUUAAAUGAAGCUUCAGAGGGAGAAAUUAGCGCUGUGGACCGCAUCUUUAGCUUACUAAAGCUUAAUACGACGUACACACGGUUUCUGUCCGGACCAUUUAUCGAUGCCGUUUGGAGCGUCGUGGAAGGUGCCGUAACUCAGGAAGCCACAAUGAACAACUGCCGAACUGCCAUGCGCAUUUACAGCCUACUUUCUAAAUACCAUUGGAGAGAUCUUCGGUUGAGGAAGGGUAGUAUUCUGGAGUUUUUGGAGUCUAAUGUGCAUAAGGACAACAUUCUUCUUUCCUAUGUUUUUGCAACUCUUCAGUGCGAAGCAUUGGACCCUCAGUUUCGACCUAUAUCAUCAACUGAAAAUCCAAAGACCCAUUGUGUUUUAAAGCAUCUCAUUGUUCACCUCUGCCGUAAGACCACCGCUAUUGCAUCUUGGAUGUGUCUUGCCAAGGCUGCUCUGAGCGCUAUUCAUUACCUGUGUGAUGUUCCCGUAGCCAUUUAUAACUACGUUUUGGAGUAUUAUGUCUCAUGUAUAGACACACGGAAUGACUGCAACACCAAGUCCCAGCUCCUCUUUCUUGUGGGCCAAACCGCCUUCAAACAACUGGUGGCCGUUGAAUCCGUCGAACGCCAACAGCUCAAGGCUCUUGAAGAGCUGACCAAAGAGCCUGCCAGUAACAACAGCAAUGAUACAGAUUCUAUGCAAAAAGAACUUGGGUUGGGUUCGUACGAAUUCAAGCGUCACACUGUGCACGAGCUGGCUCAGAAACAAAGACGUGCGAUUCUUUCAGUGGGUUCGAUUUGGCACACCGUUUCCAAAGAAGUUGUAUCGGCGUGCGGUCAUGAGCAGAGUAUUUCCGCCGGUGACCGCCCGUUAGAGCGUGUAUGUGCUGUUAUGACGCUUUGCCAACUGAUGAUUAUUGAUGAGGAUUUUUGCAAGGAACAUCUCCAUGUUAUUUUGUCUAUUGCAUCAAACAAGCGUGAGUCCUGGAUUAUGAAGACAAAUAUUGUGAUAGCUCUUGGGGACCUUGCCUGUGUGCACCCCAACCUCCUGGCGUCAUAUUUGAGUGUGCCGACUACUGGACUCUUUAAGAUGCUCGCGGAUGAUGAUAAACGAGUACGAGCCGUUACUAUUCAGGUGUGUUCACAUUUAGUGUUGGGCGAAAUGCUACGUGUUCGCGACCACCUGUACGCUAUUAUCAGGUUAGUCGCUGACCCCGACGAGACAAUCUCUAGCAACGCUGUAACCUUUGUGCAAAACCUUGCUAUGAGGGAAAAAGAAAAGAUCGGUAACCUCAUUCCGCCGCUAGUGUCUCAGCUUAGCAAUUUGAUGCCAGCUGAUAAAUUCCAGCUUGCUGUGCGCACACUCUUGGAGCGAGUCGAAGGGGACAAACCAACCGACUCACUUGUCGAGCGUCUUUGCCAGAGUUUUGAAGCAUUCUCAGAGCGAAGUAUAAAGAAACGACAACUGGCUCGAAAUUUAGCAUUUUGCUUAAGUGAGUUAAACUACACCACUGAUCGCUCUAUUAAGCGUAUCAUGUCUGAGGCAUGCUAUCAACAGUACCGUCACUGGUUGCGUGACCCAGAGGUGCUCCAGUUGUUCAAAUCCAUUGCUGUAAAGGCAAAAAAAUCGGGUCGUGUUGGGGCUGAAAGACGUGACAAGAGCGCUAUUGAGGAGUGGGAAUCCAGGAUGCUUGCGGACCUUUGUACGGAAUCUUCCCAAGAAGGGACUGAGGGUCGUAAUGGAGUAGAUAACGAAGAAUAG